AUGGAUCGAGGUUUGGUCGUCAAGAAAUCCUUCUUUGUCAUUUCCUCUCAUGGUGAUAUCAAAGAUUCCUAUGAUUUCGGAAAAAAGCUUGGGGACGGCUCUUAUGGGAACGUCUAUCUUGGCACCCACAAGGUCACAGGCCAAGUAAGAGCAAUUAAACAAAUUCCAAAAUCUCGAAUCAGAGACGCAGAAAGGCUUGAGUCCGAAAUUUCAAUCAUGAAGAACUCAGACCACCCCAACAUUGUGAAGCUUUACGAAGUUUUCGAAGACGCUCGCUUUAUCUAUCUUGUCAUGGAAUGCUGCUCAGGUGGCGAACUUUUCAACUACAUUAUUGAAAAGAAACAGCUGACUGAGAGAGAGGCUGCCCACUUGUUCCACCAGCUUCUCAGCUCGAUUCGUUAUCUUCAUUCUCACAACAUCAUCCAUCGUGACCUUAAGCCAGAAAACUUGCUUUUUGGUGGAAAUCCUCACCAAGGUGCUGACCUGAAGCUUUGCGACUUUGGGUUGGCGAAAAUAUUCACCACUGGCUCAGAAGCUUUUCGUACCCGCGCAGGGACUCCGUUUUAUAUUGCUCCUGAAAUCUUGGCUGGCAUAGCCUGAGCCUUGAUAUAGCUUGGGUUGUGCUGAUGAAUCCUAAUGCCACUAAGAUCUGACACAGCGACAUUUGCUGGUAAAGCCAACUCCUUGGAUGGCAAAUCUCCAUUUCAGGUGGACUUGACUACCCAAUGAGUUGGCUUUGCCAACAAAUAUUUGGUUUACCUAUUCCCUAAGUGGCAUUCUGAAUUAUCAGAAUAGCCGAGCUAUUGCAAGGCUCGGGCUAUACUGGCUAUGGGAAGACUUGUGACAUAUGGAGCUGCGGAGUUAUUUUAUAUAUACUCUUAUGUGGGUAUCCUCCUUUCUUUGCCAGAACUGAUGCAGGGAUUAUGGAAAGAGUCCGUCUUGGGCGGUUCAAUUUUGAUAGAGCUGAAUGGAAUGGAGUAACAGAGCAGGCAAAAGAUCUUAUCAGGCACCUAUUAGUCCUCAACGUGGACCAAAGAUACACAGUCGAACAAGCUUUAGCUCACCCUUGGAUUGCUUCAAAUGACGUCUUGCCUGAUCAACCUUUGAACCUUAGUGUGGACAGUCUAAGAGACUUUGUAGGCGGACACAGACUUAAAAAGGCCGUUCUCAUGUGCAUUGCUUCACAGUGUUCUGAUGCAGACUUAAGAAACCUAAGAGAGUCCUUUGUGAAGAUUGAUGCUAAUGGAGAUGGAACUAUUACAUUGGAAGAGCUCGAAAGAGGCAUGGCAUCAAUUGAAGGAAUUAAUGCGAACAUUGCUGAGCUUAUGAGAGGCAUGGAUGUCGAUAGAAGCGGCUCAAUCGACUAUUCAGAGUUUUUGGCUGCUACUCUUGAUAAGAGCAUAUAUAUGCAGGAAGAGAGACUUUAUGCAGCUUUCAAAACAUUUGAUCUUGACGGAAGUGGAAAAAUUUCAGCUAGAGAACUAACUCACCCCUUCAUGAGCGAACAAAAUCAUUAGAAAAAUUCCUAUUUUUUGGAUAAAACCCACCCUCUGUAAGCGAACAAAAUUUUUUAUGAAAAAACAUUUUGAUAUAUAAGUGAUAAUUAUUAUAGCCAAGCCUCUAGAUAAUUCUGUUUAAUUUUAAAAAGCUUGCAUUUUAAGACAUCAAUUUUGCAAAUUAAACUAAUUUUACAAAUUUCAAAAUAAAUUUAUAUAUAUAAAUUUUUUUAAAAAAAAUUUAUGGUGAACAAACAAAAUUUUUUUUCGCUCAUGGAGGGGAGUAAGUGAAAUCCUUGGAAAAGAAAGAGUUGACUUAGAUGGGACAUUCUGGGAUGAAAUUAUAAGAGAGGCUGAUACGAAUCAUGAUGGAGAAAUUGAUUUUACCGAAUUCAUUGAGCUCAUGAACCAGAGAAGAUUAAGCUCAUUCAGGGCCUAA
Blepharisma stoltei is the source of this 1935-nucleotide messenger RNA. NCBI's taxonomy places the organism in Eukaryota, Ciliophora, Heterotrichea, Heterotrichida, Blepharismidae. The record is from the annotation of a GenBank genome assembly.